Messenger RNA from Notolabrus celidotus (New Zealand spotty), 3541 nucleotides. RefSeq names its product ectodermal-neural cortex 3 (gene enc3). The transcript is spliced from 4 exons. Lineage: Eukaryota; Metazoa; Chordata; Actinopteri; Labriformes; Labridae. Gene Ontology annotation, molecular function: protein binding. The record is from RefSeq and is a predicted model, not a curated record. Bases 322 to 2091 code for a protein of 589 amino acids.
CAGUGUGAACACUACGGCUGCCUCUGCUCUUUCUCUGGUUGUCGCUCCCCUGCAGGCUGCGUGGACACAAAUCGACACAACAUAGCGAGCUUCUAACUUUUGUUUUAAACUGUUUCUGCGCGUUUAAACUCAAAGCUCGCGACACGGACAAAUGGCUCAACCUUUUCAUAACAUUUCAGAAGACGAUACACGAUUGAGACCUGAAGGUGGAUUUCUCUAAAAUUGUGCCACAACUUCAAACAAAUCAACAGCGGAACAAGUUGUAAACGAGAUAAAGGAAUCCGCCAGAUCUGCUCUGCGCCUCUGAAGGUCCAAGUCAAGAUGUCUGUCAGCAACCACGAAAACAGAAAGUCGCGCUCCAGCUCUGGCUCUAUGAAUAUCCAUCUCUUCCACAAGACAUCCCACGCCGACAGCCUGUUGACGCAGCUCAACUUACUGCGCAAGCGAAAAGUCUUCACAGAUGUCGUACUGAAGGCUGGAAACAGAUCGUUCCCCUGCCACCGAGCUGUGCUGGCCUCCUGCAGCCGAUACUUUGAGGCCAUGUUCAGCGGUGGUCUCCGGGAGAGUCGAGACGCUGAUGUGAACUUCCAUGACUCUCUCCACCCAGAGGUUCUGGAGCUCUUGCUUGAUUACGCGUACUCAGCCCGAGUUAUCAUCAACGAGGAGAAUGCAGAGUCGCUUCUUGAAGCUGGGGACAUGCUUCAGUUUCAUGACAUCAGGGAUGCAGCGGCAGAGUUUCUAGAAAAGAAUCUCCACCAGUCAAACUGUCUGGGGAUGAUGCUGCUGUCGGAUGCCCAUCAGUGCCAGAGACUGUACGAGCUAUCAUGGAGGAUGUGCCUGGCAGACUUUGCUACUUUGUUCAAGACAGAGGACUUCCUCAGUCUGCCCAGAGACAAAGUCCAGGAGCUGAUUCUGAGUGAGGAGCUUGAGGUGGAGGACGAGAGCUUGGUGUAUGAGGCUGUUAUUGACUGGGUGAAGGCAGACAUGGAGCGCAGGCACAGUGAACUUCCUGAGCUGCUGCGGUGUGUCCGACUUGCACUGCUGCCUGAAACAUACCUGCUGAAGAAUGUCGCUUCAGAGGAGUUAGUGAUGUGCCACAAAGUGGGUCGGGAAAUUGUUGAAGACGCCGUGCGGUGCAAAAGUAGGAUCCUCCAGAAUGAUGGAAUUGUUACAGGGUUCUGUGCCCGGCCGAGGAAAGUGAGUCAGGCCCUGCUGCUGCUGGGAGGACAGACGUUCAUGUGUGAUAAAGUUUACAUGAUCGACAACAAGACCAAGGAAAUCACCCCGAAAACAGAUAUCCCCAGCCCCAGGAAAGAAUGCAGCGCUUGUGCUAUUGGUUGCAAGGUUUAUGUCACUGGAGGACGUGGCUCUGAAAAUGGGGCCUCGAAAGACGUCUGGGUCUACGACACAUUACACGAUGAGUGGUCCAAAGCUGCACCCAUGCUGGUUGCCAGAUUCGGGCAUGGAUCUGCAGAGCUCGACCACAUGCUGUUCGUCGUGGGAGGACACACUUCUCUUGCAGGAUCCUUCCCAGCAUCUCCAUCUGUGUCUCUAAAACAGGUGGAGCAGUACGACCCUCAGACCAACAAAUGGACACUGGUGGCUCCGCUCAGAGAAGGUGUGAGCAACGCAGCCGUUGUCGGUGCCAAAAACAAACUCUUCGCCUUUGGCGGCACCAGCGUAAACAGAGACAAGUACCCCAAAGUGCAGUGCUUUGACCCUUGCCAGAAUCGGUGGUCUGUGCCAGCUGCCUGCCCGCAGCUGUGGCGCUACACGGCAGCAGCGGUGGUCGGCAACCAUGUUGUGGUGAUUGGAGGCGACACAGAAUUCUCAGCCAGCUCUGCUUACCGGUUCAACAGCGAGACGUACCAGUGGUCAAAGUUUGGGGAUGUGACAGCCAAACGGAUCAGCUGCCAUGCAGUGGCGUCAGGAAACAGACUAUACGUGGUUGGAGGGUACUUUGGGGCUCAGAGGUGUAAGACAUUAGACUGUUAUGAUCCAUCAUCAGACUCUUGGGACAGUGUGACCAGUGUGCCCUACUCACUCAUUCCCACUGCCUUCGUCAGCACAUGGAAGUACCUCUCAGCGUAGAGACAGACGCGGUGACUCUCUGAGGUUUCUCCGAUCAGCCAUGGUGUCUGGUAUGCAGGCAUGUGUUUCCCACUUCGCAGAAGAGAAGAGAGAGGAAGAGUUUGUGUAUUCCUGCUGUGGCUCCAAGCAGCCAGAAUCACAUUAUCUUCAGCUGCGACGGCCUGGAAACCUCCCACAGACUGGAAGUCUGCGGCCUUUUUCCACCUGAUCUGUUUACUGAUACUUCUUGUGUAACUUUCCCAUGUAGCCUGAGCUGGACUCGUUGCUAUGUAUACUGCACAGACUCUCUAUAUAAAAUGCGAAGAAAGCAGACAGACUCUUCCAACGUUUCUACUGUGACUGUCUCAGCCCUGCACUGCUCAACUGACUCACUCCAUCAUCAAACCAGUAGAUUACCAGUUUAACAGACUCUAAAAGGAUACCUCGCUGACAAGACAUCAAAAAAGAAAGCCUGCUGCCUUUUGUUGUGGUUUCCCUCCCCUCCUGACACUGGGCGUUUACUCAGGUGUAAUUUAUUUGGACUGGCGUUUGGGGAAGGAGAGAAGACAUUUGGGCAAGUGUAUGAUUUUGUGCACAGAAACAAGCUUCCUGUCUAUAUUUUUAGACUUUGGACUCGGGCUUCCCUCAAUUUUGGUGAGCUAAAUUUGUAUCCUCCUCCUCCUCCACUUAAAAUACACACUCAAAAGAGACAGAAUGUGGCCUAUCAUGGCUGAAGAAGAUGCAUUUUUGGUCAUGUUUUUUUUUUUUUGUUUAAACCAUUUUGAUGUCUGUUUUGUGUCUCAGGGUUAUGUUGAGAAUUGUAUUUGUACAAGGAAGGGUAACAUCUUUUUGUCUUCUUUUUCUAAAAGUUCUGUUGUUAUGUGAAUGUAUUUUUUUGUGAUAAACUAUUUUACAGAACUGUGUCAUUGUAGAGACGAUUCUUACAUUGUUUUGCGAAGUGAAAAGUAUGGUAAUGCUCGAUAGAAAUGAUCAUAUUUAAUACAUAAAUGUUGCCAAAAUAUGAGUCACUAACCUUUGUUUCCUUUUGAUUUAAAUAACAAAGUAGGAAACAAAUACUUUGUAGCUCUAAUGUUGUUUUUUCAUGUACUUUUUCAGGACCUUUAAUGGUAGUUUAUGCUUGUACAGUUUGUAAAUGUACCUUGUCAUUCAUUUGUAGAAGCCUUUGAUUUUGCACAUUUUGUAAAAAGAAAUCUCUCCAUGGUCUUAAUUUUUUGUAUCUUUGUCUUAACCCAGCUCGGGUAGUGUGAAUUAUCAAAGAAUUUUUGUAGCAAAUGAUCCACGAUCUUUCUGUUCUGUUACAAUCUUCUGUCUGUGUGCUACUCUCUAGCUUUCCCAAUAUAUCAAAGUAUAAGCUGAAUAUACUGAAGUUGAAGUUCUUACUGAUAAACAAUCUGUUACUUCAUGUUUCUGAAGCUCAAAAGUCAUCAAUAAAUUUGUUGUAAAAAAAAUA